AUGUCCAACAUAUCGACUGAGGAUGAUAGCCGAGUGCAUCCUAUUCCUUCCAGCGUGAUUAUUGUCAACGAGGCUACACCAUUGCUGUCUCAAGAACAACAUUUGGCAGGCAGUCGUCAUGCAGCAGAGAAUGUAACACUUUCCUCCUGCAUGUCGUUGAGCCAGGAAGAUCAAGUGCGGGUCAAAGAGCUCAAGGGCUUGCUGUUGUUGGCUGCUUCCUCGCUCUUGUUUGCUGGUGUCUCUGUGAUGGUACGCUGGCUUGGUGUGAAUGGCUAUCCGUCUGUCGAGAUUGUACUGGCUCGCGCUUGUGUACAACUGCCAUUAGGGAUCAUUGGAUGCUGUAUCGUGGGUGUCAAUCCUUUUGGAAAACAAGGUGUAAGACGAUGGCUCUUUUUUAGAGCGCUUGCAAGCUCCAUCGCACUCCUUUUGUUCUUUUACAGUUUAACCAAAUUAUCAUUGAUGGACGCCACAGUCAUCUUUUUCUUGGGCCCUUUGUUUAAAGUGAUGAUUGGAUGUAUAGUAAUGAACGACACCUUCUCAGUCUCUGAUGUAUUUUACUCGAUUCUCUGCUUUGUUGGAUUCUUGUUUGUGGUGAAGCCUCGAUUUCUUUUCUAUGAGAUGCAACAGCAUAUCGAUGAUGGCAGAUCUUUUGCUAUUGCAUGUGCUUUGGCGGGCGCACUGAUGUCAGCAAUGGCUUAUAUCACUGUGCGUAGAGUAGGUCAACAGCACGUCAUGGUUCAUGUGGUUUAUUUUGGAUUGGUGUCUGUUUUGCUCUGUAUACCUCUCUUGCUGUUGAAUUUACAAGCAUUCGUCAUGCCUGCAAAGGAGGAUGCUGCCUAUUUUGUAUCCAUCGGUGGAUUGGCAUUCUUGGGCCAAUAUUUCAUCAACAUUGGUUUGAAGCUGGCGCCCAUUGGCUUGGUUACAUUGCUUCGAUCCAUUGAUGUCGUAUUCGCCUUUCUUUUUGGCGUCAUUAUAUUCCAUGAACUGCCUGGAUUCUAUACCCUGUUGGGGUCAUUCAUCAUUGUCUCUAUGACGAGUACCAUCAGUUUGCAUCAAUGGCAUAGGCAGGAGCUGAGAAAUGCUGCCAUCAAGAGACGCAAAUCAAAAGAUAAACUGAUCAGACACCAACAAAAGCAGCAACAACAGCAACACGAAGCAUCCACAUCCAAUACGAGCUCUACCACCACUGCAUAA
Mucor velutinosus is the source of this 1194-nucleotide messenger RNA. RefSeq names its product Nucleolar protein 56 (gene nop56). The record is from RefSeq and is a predicted model, not a curated record. The coding region runs from base 1 to 1194 and encodes 397 amino acids. Lineage: Eukaryota; Fungi; Mucoromycota; Mucoromycetes; Mucorales; Mucoraceae. Gene Ontology annotation, cellular component: membrane. The transcript has 3 exons.